Hibiscus syriacus is the source of this 1639-nucleotide messenger RNA. Its product is annotated as anthocyanidin 3-O-glucosyltransferase 2-like. The transcript has a single exon. The record is from RefSeq and is a predicted model, not a curated record. The coding region runs from base 106 to 1554 and encodes 482 amino acids. NCBI's taxonomy places the organism in Eukaryota, Viridiplantae, Streptophyta, Magnoliopsida, Malvales, Malvaceae. Gene Ontology annotation, molecular function: UDP-glycosyltransferase activity.
UAAACAAGAUUGGCCAAACCCAAAACAAAAUUUCCCAACGCUGCCGGCGAUCUAUCUUUACCUUUCCCGUUGCACCGUUCGGCAAACUUACUUUUUUCCGUUCCGAUGACGAAGAAAGCGGAGCUAGUAUUCAUUCCGAUGCCUGUAAUGGGCCAUUUGGUAUCCACAGUUCAAGUGGCUAAGCUUUUAGUGGAUCUUAAUUCCAACCUCUCCGUUACCGUCCUCAACAUCAAGCCACCCUACAACGCUCAAGUCUCUGCCUACGUCGACUCUCUCACAGCCGCAGCCACCACCACCAGCCGCAUCAAAUUCAUCAACCUCCCUCAACCUGACCCAGACGCCGACAUGUUAAAGUUUAUAAGUAGUUUAGUUCAAACCCAGUUUCCACUUGUGAAAGAGGCCGUCACCAACAUAGUUGAGCUCUCCAAAUCAGUUCCCGACUCACCUCGACUCGCCGGUUUCGUUAUUGACAUGUUCUUGACUGCUUUUGUAGACUUGGCUAACGAGUUCGGCGUUCCUAGCUAUGCAUUUUUCACCUCGGGUGCUGCUUCUCUUGGCUUCCAGUUCCACACUCAAGUUCUUUACGAUGAGCAAAACGUUAACUUCGUCGAUUUAAAAGACUCGGACACCGAGUUCGCCAUUCCAUCAUAUGUCAACCCGGUUUCUACUAAAUAUUUUAUUGAUGAAAUGUUCAGUCCUACAAGAAUUACCUUCCUCCUCAACAUAGCGAGAGGGCUAAGAAAGACAAAGGGCAUAAUGGUAAAUACGUUUUCGGAGCUGGAAUCUCAUGCGGUUGACUCCCUUUCUAAUGAUAAGCUUCAAAUUCCACCUGUUUACCCAGUGGGACCGAUAUUGGAUCUUACGGGCUCAAGUCAGGUCCAUGAUAAUUAUGAUACAAUCAUGCGAUGGCUCGACGAACAACCUCGUUCAUCGGUCGUGUUCCUCUGUUUCGGGAGCCACGGAAGUUUUGGUGUGGAUCAAGUUAAAGAGAUCGCCAACGCUCUAGAGCAAAGUGGACACCGGUUCUUGUGGUCUCUACGGCGACCGGGGGAGCAAGUAAAAGGCAAGAAGGUAAGCCCGACUGAUUACGAGAACGUGGAAGAGGUGUUGCCGGAAGGGUUCUUAGAUCGGAUGGCUGGGAUUAGUAUGGUCAUCGGUUGGGCACCACAAGUGGCUAUCUUGGGCCAUCCGGCGAUCGGAGGGUUCGUUUCGCAUUGUGGGUGGAAUUCGACGUUGGAGAGUAUAUGGUUCGGAGUGCCGAUGGCCGCAUGGCCACUUUACGCAGAGCAACGUAUGAAUGCGUUCUUGCUGGUGAAGGAGUUAGGAUUGGCGGUAGAGAUUAAAAUGGAUUACAAUAGCUAUGGCGAUGAGGUUGAAAUUGUGAAAGCCGAGAAGAUAGAGAAAGGAAUAAGAAGAUUGAUGGAGCCGGGUAGUGACGCUCGGAAGAGGAUGAAAGAGAUAUGUGAUAAGAGUAGAAAGGCCUUAACAGACGGUGGAUCUUCACACUCCACGUUAUAUCGUUUUAUCGAUGAUGUUAUGGACAACAUGUCCUAAAAAUAAUAUUAAAAAUUGCUAUUGCUUUUUCUGUGUUAUUUUUAAAUUUAAGAUAUUUAUAGUUUAGAUUUAUUGUUAUUCGAAA